CAACACAGUCGUGAAGUGGCGCGCUGGAAAUAGUAUAAAAAUACAACAAGUAGCCAUGAAAGGGUUUUUAGCGGUGGCUUCAGCAGUGCUCCUUGUGAGCAAUAUCGACCAGGUUACUGCAAAACCUGGUCGGUCCAUGAUAUAUACACCUGUGGAUGCAGCAGCUACAGACUUUACGCAAGUAUUGGUCAGAAUGGAUAAGGGAAAAACAUCCGAUAACUUCGAAACUCGGUUGAGUGCUAAGAUGGAAGUGCGCAAGAACAACCGCAAGAACAACGGAAAGAACAACGGAAAUAACGGAAAUAACGGAAAUAACGGAAACGCGAGCAAAGGCGGCAAUAGCAAAAACGCCAAAAGUGAAAAGGCAACCAAGACGAAAUCGGUGAAGACGACGAAGGAGGUUGAAGUUGCAGCUGGAGUAUUCCAAGUAAUAGAAACUGAAGAGACUAUUGAAGUUGAAGAGGGUGAUCUCGACUAUGUCAAAGUAUACAAGACCAACACCGGCGACGAGGAUAUUGUUGGGUUUCAAGAUUUGUCGGCAACUGACUUGGAAGACAUUGUCAAUGACGAAGAUGUUGAUUCUUGCGAGUUCGUACAGAGUUUCAAGGCUGAUAAGGCAGUUGAAGCUUUCGAUCGUCAGCCGAGACAGUCAGUCCCUUGGCAUCUAGAUAGAAUCAAUCAGCGCACAAAUGAUCUGGAUGGCAAUGUGGCAACCGAGUCGGGAGGUACAGGCGCCGGUGUGAAUGUAUAUGUUGUUGAUUCUGGUAUAGACAUCAGCCAUCCUGCUUUUGGAGGCAGAGCAUCGAAUUUCUACAACGCAUUCUCAUGGGUUGGGGGCGAUUAUUCUGACGGUUAUGGACACGGCACACAUGUUGCUGGAUUAGUGGGAGCCCAGGGCUACGGACUCGCUACGGGAGCAUCGAUAAAAAACGUGAAGGUUCUAGAUGGCGAUGGUGGGGGAAACACGCUAACCAUAUUAGGUGGUCUGAGCCGGGUACGAACUGAAGUUAGUCGCGACACCACUGGCGCGAAGCAUAUCGUAGUCAUGAGCUUGUCUGGCCCCACUUCGGUCUUCAUUGACGCGUUGAUAUAUCGCUUGUAUCAGUUGAAUUGUCUGGUUGUCGUUGCAGCCGGAAACUACAAUCAGGAUGCUUGUCUGUACACGCCCUCCCGUAAUCCAGCUGCUAUGACCGUUGGUGCCACAAAUAACGUGGACCAGCUGGCAUCCUUCUCAAAUUACGGCGGGUGCGUGGAUAUUCUCGCUCCGGGUACUCAGAUAACCUCAACUAUUCCCAAUGGACAGACAGCCACAUACGAUGGGACAUCUAUGUCGGCACCAUUAGUCGCGGGUGUAGCGGCUAGUUUGUGGAGCACUGUACCCUCGUUGACUGCGAGACAGGUUAGAAGAACUACGCAGAUGGCCAGCUCAGUAGAGAGUAUUUCCCUGAGUGUAGCCCAGCAGAGCACGCCCAACAAUUUCAUAUUUUCGAAUAUAGUUAUGUCGCAGGUGCCUCUCGCUCAAUUUCAAAGCGGUGAGAUAACAUUGGAAACUCUCAAAUUUUCUGCCGGUUUUGGCGCCGAAUGGCCCUGGGCAACUAGUGAACUAGACUGGACGGAUCAACAACGUCGUUAUAGGUCUGGCAGCUACGAAGGUUCCCGGUUUUACUAUGCCUCAUUUUAUGUUCCGGAAACCGAUGCCGUGCUAUCCUACUGUGGAAUCGGAGCUUGCGAGAUAACCGCUGAUGGUCGUGGCAAUGUGAAUGGACAGGUUACUGAAGGGCCCAUCGUUGGUGGAAACUGGGCAUCUAGUGGAUCAGGAGGCAGUAUGACUAUCUCGUCGUUCUUAGAAAUGCUAGGCUUCACAGGUUCUACGAUGUACGACUAUGAUAUGCAGGCGAGUUUUGGAAUAAUUCAGGGACUCCUUCAAGGCGCGCUCUUCGGUGGUUACGAGGACGUUAGAUUUCGGUAUAGCGGUUAAUAGCCUUCUAAAAAAGAGUGAAUUUCAUUUUACAUACGGUCACUUGAAUCGAUGUAUGAACGUCACCGCCUGGCCAAAUGCUGCAUACGUUUUUUUGUUGACUUCUACCAGUAAACAUUUUAUAAAAAUGACUUUUAUCUAAAUAGCCUCUUACUAGUAGGGCCCUCCUCUCUCGGCUAGCCUUCAAAAUUCUAGGCGGCUAUGCUUUUUUAACCCUAAAUUCAAU
Messenger RNA from Sphaeroforma arctica JP610, 2204 nucleotides. RefSeq lists its product as hypothetical. The transcript has a single exon. Lineage: Eukaryota; Ichthyosporea; Ichthyophonida. The record is from RefSeq and is a predicted model, not a curated record. Gene Ontology annotation, molecular function: serine-type endopeptidase activity. The coding region runs from base 56 to 1978 and encodes 640 amino acids. Gene Ontology annotation, biological process: proteolysis.